GCGCGAUAAUCUUCUGAUAAAUUUGUAAUGACUAAAUAUUUUUUAGCCGGUCGUGUACGAGUCGCGGUGGGUCUUUUCUCUGGCUCUUCACAAUGGGACAAUUGGACAAUAUUCUUUUAAUUUUGCGGCCAUGAACUUUCGAUACUUUUUAAUUCGGUAUAAAAUGCCGGCAUCGUUGCAGCGUUCCUUUCUGACCGGAAUAAAUUUGUAAUGACUAAAUAUUUUUUAGCCAGUCGUGUGCGAGUCGCGGUGGAUCUUUUCUCUGGCUUCACAAUGCAACAUGGACAAUAUUCUUUUAAUUUUACGGCCAUAAACUUUCGAUGCCUUUUAAUUCGGUAUACAAUGCCGGUAUCGCCGCGGUGUUAUUUUCUGGCCGGGUAAAUUCGCGUGCAUCUCGCCGAGCGGAUUCAGGCGGAAUCGGUAUCGUGACCGAUAGCGCAUAACGCCCGGACUCAUCGAGGCGGGCCGAGAAAAUGUUCAUAUGGUGGGGGCCCCGCACACCGGGCGAAAUUACUCGCUCUUGGGAGUCGUAAUAAAUGCGUUCAUGAAGCGCUGCUCGGUGAACGUUGUCAGUCGAUCGAGAGUCGCGUCGCGCGACGCUGACACGUCGCGGAUGCGUCGCCGCCGAUUUUCCCGAUGGCCGCUCCAAUUUGCGGACGCGCGAACUUUUGGUGCGACGGUUAAUUAUCCCGCCCUAGUUUUUGCUCUAUUAACCACUUCGCCGCGUUACACGCUUCGUAAACGACCGUGCCCGAGUCUGCGAGUUACACGUGCGACGAAAAAUGAACUCUAGCCUUCGCGAGAUUAGGAGACUGGAGUUAGAAGCACGUUGCGCUAAGAGGAGUUUAAGCGAAAAAUCUGAUAAGAUUCGCAUAUAACGGAAAAUGAACAUUUUCUUUUCUAAAUAUUACACCUUGAAGUAUAAUAAGUUUUAUUGGCAUUAGUUACAAUACUUACAGUUCCAAAUAUUAAAAUUUAUUUUAAUUGUAAGAAGACGAAAAUAAAAUUGAAAGGGAACAGACAUUCUAAAUGAAUAUUUUAGAGGCUGGAUAGCCGAGCUUUUAACAAUCGUUUAUACUCGCAUUUACAUUAUUCGUAUUAUUUGUAAGCCCAUAAAUUAGACAUACCGAGAAUUUUUCAUGCAAAUACGUUUAUUCUGGGAUCUGAAGAGCUAGGGCGAAUAUGCUCCCGAAGGAUAAUCCGCGAUCGCGUCGUGCGCUCGAAGACGGUGAAGAAAAAGGCGACAUCUUCGAAGCCUAAAAGCCUCUUUCCGCUUUUUAAAGGUCGGAACAAAGUGCCACGAAGAAUUUCGUGAAUUCUAGCCGCGGCGUCGUGGUGGCGGGCAUUGUUCGGGAUUAAACCUGCACGUUCCUGAAGAGGUUCCCGACGAAUCGAUCGCGCGAGUCGUCCCCAGUCCUCCGUUGCCUUCGAUUCAGCGAUACUUUCAGUGAUACCCUUCGCGCAAGGUACAAUGAUAGCGAGAAUAUAUCCAAGUUCGAGCGAAUUGUCAUCGAUGACAAAGUAGUGCGAACGUCGUGCCAAUCUUUUCAUUGACUUCAACGGCGCAAAUGGAGCGAGAGCUGGUUACCCUGGGACAUUACCAGAUGACUGUAACAGUAUAAUAAUCUGCGAGAAUUCGUGAGAAAAGCGCGAGAAUUGUAUCGGAGUUAAUGUAUCGUGGGAAAAGCAUAAGAAUUUAUGUGGGAGUUCAUCAAUUUCAUAAACUCAUCGAAAUUUAUGGAAUUAUUAUUGACGAUGAGAUAACAGACAUUACAACUUCUUAACACAAAUUUAUGGUAAAUUUAUUAUAGAUAAAUUAUAAGAUGCACACGUUAAGAAUAAUUUGCUUAUAAAAAACUGUUACGAAGGACAAAAUAUGUGAACAUGUUUGGCAGUCAUUGAACGUGAAGAAAAUUGCUGCGGAAAAUAAGAUACUUUGUAUCUCUUUUUUUAAUCGCAUUUUUGUCAUUGAUUAAAUUCAAUAUGGAUUGGUUAACUCUUUGCGUCUGUGGCACAAAGCGCAAUUCCAACGAUAGGAAGACCAAGAAGGAUGGAAAGCGCAAAAAGAGCAAGAGAUCUAAAAAGAAUUCGAAGCAGAAAGGCUCCGGCAAUUCGCCGCCGUUCAUCGUCGAAGAGUUCUUGCGCAAGUCGCAAGACGAACAGGCGAAAGAAAUCGCGGAAAAGGAAUGGGCGAGUGGAGAAAUUGUUAAUUACUUGAAUGAUUGCGCGGAAAAUCGGAUCGGCUCGACUGAUCAAACUGAUCCGUCGAAAGUCAACGGUUCACCGUCUUGUCAAAUCGACGGCGAUUGUGAGGGCUUUGAGAAGUUUCUCAACAGCUCGGAAAGAAACGCGGACGGAUCUGCUCGAGUACCAUGUGACAUCGAUUGUGACGACAAUGCGACGCUGCAUUUGAGAUGUGAAUCGAGAACAACGGACGAAAACGAGAAGCAAGUCAAGUGUAUCUCGGAUGAGAGAGAACACGACGAAGAGGUGGAUCUAGACGAAUCCGUCCCGAGAUCCGAGGAACCCGAGGAUUCGUCUUGGACGUCGGAAAUCGGGGACGAACAGGAUACGGUUCUGGAAUCGAGCUUUGAUAAAAAGCGCGGUGAAAGAACCUCGUCCAGAAUUAAUUUUUCCAAGGAGAAGCAAGGAAAGUCGAAGGCGACAGCCUCCCCGAGAAAAAAAGGGACCAGGACCAUUCUUCCACCGAUCAAAGGAACAUCUCGCUCCGAGUCUCGCGUGGACAGUGAGGAGCCGCGUGUACACGGGGAGACGAAGAAAUUUGGUGUUAAAAGAUCCGCGGCGGCUCACGAGCGUAUCGAGGUUCGACGGAAAUUGAACUCGUGUAGCUUCGAGGUUCGACCGUUCGAGGAUGAAGAACGAAGCGGAAAGACGACGAGGGCGAGGGGCGAGGGGUCCAUGAUACCUAGACUUGCAUCCUCACGACAGGGGGUGAAUUCGAUCAAGGGUGACAGCGAUAAAUCAGAGAUCGUGCAAAACGGUCGUGUUCACUCGGCAGUCGUCUCCGGUAUCAAUUUAGAACAGCGCACCGUAACUGUAGAAUGGUUCGAGAGAGGAGAAACCAAAGGCAAGGAGGUGGAAAUCGACGCGAUUCUCGCCUUGAAUCGCGACUUGAACCAAAGGAUGGGACCACGAAACGAGGUAUGUGCGCUGCCGCAGGUGAUGAACAACCACAUGUUGGCGUCCUCGAGAGCAAGGGAGCCGGACUCCUCGGCUGAGGAGGACGAGGGGGUCGACGAGUCGGAGAACCAAGAGGAGGGCUCCCUCGGACGCCAUGGUGGUCACACCACGAGAAACGGCCUCGCAUCCGCAACGCUUCCUGUACGAGUCACAUCUCGUCUCUCGCACAGCACCAGGCCGUCUAUUCCAGUAAAAGUGAGUUCGAAUAGGCAACUGCCACGGCCGUCGGGUCGCCCGACGAACAUAAUGCCGUCGACCACAUCGGUGAACGGCCACGGCGAGUCGGUUUCCGGCCUCACGGGACGCCGGGAGCUCGAGAAUAUACCGCCGACGCCGACGUCGACCGUCGCGCAAAGCAACCUCAUGACCCCAGUGCAGAACAGACUGCAGAAACAAGCGCAGCAGCAGCAGCAGCAACAACAGCAGCAGCAGCAGCAGCAAUUGCAGCAACAACAGCAGCAGCAGCAGCAAGCCCAGAUAGAAAACGGCCGGAGUAGGCGGUCCAAUGUCGUCAAGGAGGUCGAGAGACUGAAAAAGAACAGGGAAGAACGAAGGCAACGACAGGCGGAAUUGAAAGAGGAGAAGGAAGCGCUUAUGAAUUUAGAUCCAGGCAAUCCGAAUUGGGAGUUCCUUGCCAUGAUAAGGGAAUACCAAAACAGCAUAGAGUUCAGGCCGUUGCGAGAGACCGAUGCCGUGGAGGAUCAUCAGAUCACUGUGUGCGUAAGGAAACGUCCGCUCAACAAGAAGGAGCACGUGCGUAAGGAGAUCGACGUGAUCAGCGUGCCCAGCAAAGAUCAGAUGGUGGUGCACGAGCCGAAGUCCAAAGUUGACCUCACCAAGUAUCUGGAGAACCAGAUCUUCAGAUUCGAUUAUGCGUUCGACGAGACGUGUAACAACGAGAUUGUCUACAAGUAUACGGCCAAGCCAUUGGUGCAGACAAUCUUCGAGGGUGGCAUGGCCACGUGCUUCGCGUACGGUCAGACCGGCAGCGGCAAAACCCAUACAAUGGGCGGCGACUUCAACGGCAAGACGCAGGACUGCAAGAAGGGCAUCUACGCCAUGGUUGCCAAAGACGUAUUCAAAUGCCUCAAAAUGGCCAAGUAUCGGCCCCUGAAUCUGGUCAUUUCCGCUAGCUUCUUCGAGAUCUAUUCCGGCAAAGUCUUCGAUCUUUUGGCAGAUAAGGAGAAACUGAGAGUUCUGGAGGACGGUAAACAGCAGGUGCAGAUAGUCGGAUUAACGGAAAAAGUCGUGGAGACGUGCGACGAAGUGUUAAAGUUGAUACAGCACGGGAACAGCGCCAGAACGAGCGGUCAAACGAGCGCUAAUUCUAACUCUUCGAGAUCGCACGCAGUAUUUCAAAUAAUAGCGCGUAUCCCAGGCACACACAGGGUGCACGGAAAGUUUUCGCUCAUCGAUCUUGCUGGUAAUGAAAGGGGGGCUGACACGUCGUCUGCUAAUAGGCAAACUCGUAUGGAAGGUGCUGAGAUCAAUAAGUCUCUAUUAGCAUUAAAAGAAUGUAUACGUGCGUUAAGCCGCAAGGGUACGCAUUUGCCUUUUAGAGCAAGCAAGUUGACUCAAGUAUUAAGGGACAGUUUUAUCGGUGAAAAAUCAAAAACCUGCAUGAUAGCGAUGAUUAGUCCUGGAAUGAGUUCCUGCGAGCACUCUCUAAAUACAUUGAGAUACGCGGAUCGAGUGAAGGAAUUGGCGGCGACUGAUCCUACGGAAAUAAAAGCUUCACCGACAGAUGACGAUAGGGGAAUGAAGAUCGAGGAACAGGGAAACAAUAGCGUGUUAUCUGAUAGCGAUUUAGCGCAGCUUCGGUCUCUCAACGAAGGUGAACUCUCGCAAGAUUUGUACACUUUCCACGAGGCAGUAUCAGCUCUGCAGUUGAUCGAAGAAGAAGUGUUGGAUACGCACAAACUGGUUAUGGAUACUUCAACUAAAUUUCUUAAUAACGCGCACAGUGUAUUCAGCGCGACUCAUGAGGUGGAUUACGACCAAGAAGAUUUGAGGCGGAAAAGAACAAAGUUUGAGUCACCCUACCUGAGGAGUUUCUCGUUGCGUAGACGUCUUAUAGAGAGAAAACUAUUUUCCGACGCAUAUGCCCAAAAGUGGGAGCAGCUGUUAAUACAGCAGCGUGACAUUCUGAACGCCGCGCUCGACCAAGUCAGCCAGUUCCGCGGGCAGCUGUUGCAGGAGGAACAAAUCAGUCAGAAGAUGACUCGAACGCGCAACAUCACGACGCGGUACAAUUAAGGACGCUAGCGUGCCCCCCCUUCUAGCGAACGCGAAAAGAAAAAGACACAAAAAGUAAUUAUCUCUCGCCGGUGAAGAAAAAAAAAGCCCGCUUCUUAUGUGUGUAUCGAUUCUCUUAAUUAAAAGCGCACGUGCGCGCGCGCGAAAGGCAGAUAUACCAUGACACUAAUGCGACAGUCAUAGAGAACGCAAAAAUGUAACAAAACUUCUUGUCUCGCCUUCGAAAUUGUUACGAAAUAUACGUCGUCGAGCGGCGGCAAAGAGCACGACUCGCAAGUCUCACCUUAGCAAUCUUGUAUCAUAUAACGAUUCUUCUCGAGUGGUUCUCCGUAGCAAAAUGACAGAGUCAAGAGGAAAUAUGUACGGGAGCCGAAGUGCGGCAGGCAUAAUAACAAUCGCUUGAGGAUUCACCAGCGAAAAAAAUUAACCAUUUGUUUUUACCGCGUCGAAUUACGCUCGUCUCGGUGGAGAAGUUUUUAGCCAGGAUUUUUUUUAGUGCCUCUUUUAGCUUGGAACUGUAGGAAAUUUUAAGCGAGUGCGGAAUCAGUCGUGAAGAUGAUAAAUGAACAAGCUUGAUUUUGGCUCGGGGAUCAAGUUAUACGUAAUUGCAAUUAUUUCUCUCGAAACGAGCUUUUACGUGUUUUACCUUAUACUUUCGGGCCGCGCACCGAGAGACCAGCAAAAUUUUUAAGCCGUCAACGACACGUCGAUACUCAAUUUGCCCGUUUUCGCAGAGCACCAUCGCGAACGAUAAUGCGUAAACUACACAACGUCAGAUAAACACUUUUUUUAGGCUGUAGCAUGCUAGGCGUAUUUAUUACGAGGGACCCCUCCAGUGUAUUAUUGAAUAAAGGAGAAAGUUUUAGUGAGCCGAUUUGUCAGGAACAAGUAGAUACGUCAUGGCGAUACUUUGUACACGUUCAUUUAAUGAUACACAAGUGCAUACGUACACACGCGUUAGCGAUCGACUGUCUCGCAAACCAAAUAACGACUGAUUUCGGAAGGAUGAGAAAGAAAAGAUGUAACACUCUUAGUUCGUAAGAAGGAAACUGCCUAACGGCGCCGAUCCGGGUAUUUAAGUUUCUUAGUAUUAAUGUCGUCGACGGCAUCUCUCAAACGGUUCUCUUUUUUUUCUUAUGUUAUUUUAAAAGUAUGAGAUUAAAAUCUUCAUUUGGUUUAUCAACGCAUACUUCAGUGUUUUCUUCCUAACUCUACUGAACCGCUACUUGCGGGGAGCGGUCUCAGCGUGCGCGCAAAGCUUCACAGGCUUCACUACGGAUACGUCCAGCGGAAUACCGUCGAUUUUUGUCACGAUUAUAGCUAUUGCGGUGAAGAUAACGUUCCCCUUGUGGAUAUAUUUACUUCGGGCAAAGAAAAUCGAAUCCUAUGAAGCAAUAAAUUCUUAUCUCGUCCCGUUUCCGAUCUCUACAUUCUCCAAAAUACAUCGCGGCAGUCGAUACUAAUAUAAUAAUACCUGGAACAGAAAACAAUAGAACUCCUUGAGUAAAUCGUAGGAGGCAGAGCUAGGAUUCACAAUCCAGUGUUCAGUAUUCGUGUAUAAAGUAAGAAACGCAGUAAUUUUUUAAAAUGACCUAUGAUGUUUUUUAAAUACUUUACUGUCGGUAGAGAUAAUCUCGAUGUGUUCUAACUUGGUCUAAAAUAUUUACCGUGUCUCGUUACUCAUGCGGGCCGACUUGUCACGAUUUGUUGAAUUGAUCGUUGCAAGGAAAUAUAUCGCACUGCAGUCGCACUAGACAAUAGUGAGUUAAGAAGAUUAAUAUAACGCGUAUAUCGCACGCCACACGACUUUAUCUCUCUUGAAGAUUUUAUUCCCCGAAUACCCGUUCCUGUGUAAGCAUAAAAUCCUCGUGGACUCGCGAGUUGACGAUCAUUAACCACGUGUACGCUCGAUUUUGUAAGCGGGUAGAGAGAAAUUUUAAUUAUAUCUCGUCGAGGGAAGUUACUCUUCGGUCUUGUGGCUUAGAGAUAAAUUAACAAAAUAAUAAUAAUAAUGCGCGGAUAGAUGAGAGUAACACUGACAUCUCUGUGUUGACACAAGAUUCACGAUUUUUUAUAUAAAUAUAUAAAAUACUCAUAGCGCGAAGAGUUUCAGAUUACUGUUGUAUCAAAGGAGUAAAUAAGAUAGUUACGCAUGCCGCCGAGGGUAUGCUCUAAUUUAAUUCAGCGUAUUGAUCGGAAGCUGUGACCGCAUCAUAUUAGAGAGUCAUGCUUCACUUGUCGAAGGAAUUCGUUUCUCGCUACAUAUCCGACGUUUUUCGAUGGUUGCUAAAUAUAUGUCGCCUUGAUUGACAAACGUCUACGAGGCAGUUCGCGACUGCUAUAGCUCAGGCAUACGUGUAUCUCCCCAUCGUUGAAAUUUAUAAUUUAGCUUUCCUUUAAGACCACGAGAAGGUAUCACGCGUUUCACACCUCGAAUAUAUAGUAUUUUUUAACAAGUAGAAACGCGGUGUAGGGAGAGAUGAGGCUUAGUGAUCGAAAGAUGUUGAUAUACUUCUUAUUUUUUUAUAAUCGUAUAAUUUAUGCGGAAGGGAGACGAGUAAAUCAAACAUACGACACGUACUCCCCGUUCCACCCCUACUAUAUGUCGUAAUCAAUAGUCGACCUCUGAACUAUUCCGAUUCGAUGUGCACAGAACAUUUUUGGAUACGUACGAGAGGUUUCACGUUGUUGCUUUAUGAAUGAAAUAAAUCAGAUUGGAAAACGAA
Vollenhovia emeryi is the source of this 8183-nucleotide messenger RNA. It is a transcript of the gene Klp10A, whose product is annotated as kinesin-like protein KIF2A. Gene Ontology annotation, biological process: microtubule-based movement. Gene Ontology annotation, molecular function: microtubule motor activity; ATP binding; microtubule binding. NCBI's taxonomy places the organism in Eukaryota, Metazoa, Arthropoda, Insecta, Hymenoptera, Formicidae. The coding region runs from base 1984 to 5457 and encodes 1157 amino acids. The record is from RefSeq and is a predicted model, not a curated record. The transcript is spliced from 13 exons.